AUGCUUUAUAAUCUUCCCUUGGAUGUACUUCUUGAACAAACUUUACCGUGUCUUGAUGUAUCAAAUCUCGCUAUCUUAUCAAGUACAUGCCAUCUAUUCUACAUUUUAUGCAAUGACGACCGAGUAUGGAAGGGACGAGUCAUUUCGGAUUUUGGUUUAUUGUUACCUUUGAACACAAAGCGGUAUACGUGGAAGCAAUUAUACAUCGAAUUGGAUCAAGGACAACGGAUAUAUACAUGGGGAGAAAAUAGUGAUAAACGACUUGGCUUUGGUGACCAAGAGAAUGCAGGACGCGAUGCGUUUUUGAGACAAAUCACCAUUCCUCGAGAGUUACGUGGUCUCCGAAGCAAAGGGAUCGUUGAUAUUGUUGCUGGAGGUUGGUCGUUUCAUGCAUUGGAUCGACGAGGGCAAGUGUGGAUGUGGGGCUGGAUGCAACCCCGACAUCCGCUCAUCAUCCCUCCUCAACAAGAUUUGGUACGACAGCCCAUGUGCGUUAGAUUUCCAACCCAAGUACGCAUCAAAGUCAUUGCUAGUGGCAAGUUGCAUGCUGUAGCACUUGAUCAUCAAGGCCGUUUAUGGCAUUGGGCUAAUAGUUGGAAACCACAAGAGGUGCAUAUCAUCAAAGCUACCGGUGCAAUUACCCAUAUCACAGCCCAUUGGAAUUAUUCCACAGCUCUUACAGCUACAGGACAAGUAUUCCUCAUUCCAUUUCCUGUAUCACCAAAAUCCAUGAUUGUGACGAGUGAGCCUAUCCACAAGAAUGAUCAAUUCAUCAAGGUCGCUGGCUUAGAUGAUGCAUCGAUUGCAUUAACAAGAACAGGCCAAGUAUUCAAGCUGCACUUUGCGUCAUUACAUUCACAAAACAAUGAUUCAGCUCGUUGCGAUGUUACUGAGCUGAAACGAUUUUCUCAUUUCUUGCAACAUCCCGGAGAUGGAACAUCGUUUGAUUACCGACGAGCAAUACUGUCAGCUCAGGCACAGCAAUUUGCCAUAUGCAGUCAAGGGAAAGCAUUGUUGGGUCAUGAGAAUAGUGAGGCUGAUGAUGAACCACAAAUAUUGGACACAGCUGGCCACGAUAUUCAAAAAGUGACAUUUGGAAACUUUCAUUAUGGUGCGUUAACCACUGAAGGAAGGCUUCUCACAUGGGGAUUAUAUAGCUCAGGGGCAUUGGGACGCGGAUACGAAGAUGAUGAACAAAGGGAAACUUCCCCAGAGAUUGUGGAAAAGUUACAAGACAUGUUUGUAUUCGCGAUUGGUUUUGGAGGAUUCCAUUCCGGUUGUGCAGCUAUUCCUCGCCGUCUCCUUAAUCCAUAA
Lichtheimia ornata is the source of this 1314-nucleotide messenger RNA. RefSeq lists its product as uncharacterized. The record is from RefSeq and is a predicted model, not a curated record. Lineage: Eukaryota; Fungi; Mucoromycota; Mucoromycetes; Mucorales; Lichtheimiaceae. Bases 1 to 1314 code for a protein of 437 amino acids. Gene Ontology annotation, molecular function: guanyl-nucleotide exchange factor activity; protein binding. Gene Ontology annotation, cellular component: cytoplasm. The transcript is spliced from 4 exons.